Molecule: messenger RNA, 1191 nt
Organism: Helobdella robusta
Lineage: Eukaryota; Metazoa; Annelida; Clitellata; Rhynchobdellida; Glossiphoniidae
Exons: 4
Coding region: 1-1191 (396 amino acids)
Source: RefSeq, a predicted model, not a curated record
AUGUCGUUUCCUACUAUUAUUGUGACUAUUACAUUUGACCAAAAUGUGAUGGAUGGUGAAGACAUAAAAAAAGACAUUGUUUCAGUAAAAGACAUCUAUGGCAAAUGGAAACCACAAAGCUCAAGCCAAACUAAUUCACCAUCUACAAGUUUAAUGCCAGCAGGCAGUAAUAAUGAUAUGAGAAAAUCAGAUGAUGAUAUUGGUAAUGUUGUUGCUAAAGAAUAUUUGCCAACAGAGGCAGCUGAAUCCAACAGCAACGUUUGUGAUUUGAUUCAAUCUAACAAUUCCAACUUGAAUGCUCAUAGUUUAGUUGAAAAAAAUAUUGAAAAUAAAUUUAAUUAUUGUAAAAAUCUAAACUUAGCUUUAGACAAAAAUGAUGCAGCUCAGUUUUGUGGACGAAUAUUGAAAAGGCAUGAAAUAACAACAUGCCUGGCACUUGGUGUAUAUCAACCAAAUGACUAUUCCUAUCCUGUUACUGAUGGUUGCAGUUUCCAAAAAGAAUGGUUCAAAUGGUUCAGAUGGCUCAAAAUAGGAUUGGUCGUAGAUGUCUUCAUUGAGAGAAAUAGAAAAGAUAUAAUUCAAGAAAAUAGAAAACUUAUGGUAUGCAUUUUAGAUUGUGUUAAGUACCUAAGUGAAGAAAUGAUAGCUUUUCGUGGAAAAACAUCUAAUAAUGGAAAGUUUAUAAAUCUUUUUCGAACAAUAUCUAAACGGGAUCCAAGUGCUGCUGCAUAUCUGAUGAAAGUUGAGGAAUCACAUAGAUUAAGAAAGAAAAUGGCAUUUAAUUUUCUAAGAUCCAGCAAUAUUCGAGUUGUCUUGACAACAAUGAAACGAAUGAUUGUUGAGAAAAUUGUGUCAAAUAUUGCAGAACAACAAAAGGCAUGUCUUAUUUGUGAUAGCACACAAGAUUUUAGUAAAAAGGAAGCAAAUGUUUUUUUGCUGAGAUAUCUAGAAAUAAAUAGUAUGGGAGAUUUGCAUCCAGUUGAAAAAUUGUUGGAAGUCUUUACUUGUGGAGAAACAUCGGGCAAGAUACUCAAAGGAGAAAACAGCACAGAAUCAGCCGUAGAAACGGUGAUGAAAAGAUAUUCAGAAAUAUUAGCAAGUCUAUCCGAGUUGGCUGAAUCAUCAUUGAGUGACAGUGAAACAGUUACUGUUGCACUCGGAGUUCGUAAAAGAAUGAAAAACAUAGCAUGA